GGCCGAGGUAUCAUGGAGGAUCAGUACAGACCCAGUACAGACCCAGUCCGUCAGAGGAGAGCAGCUCCGAGCACCGGGACCGCACCUCCGUUACCGAGCACACGAAGCACCGACACCGGCACCAUGGACAUGAAGAAGAGGAUCAGUCUGGAGCUGCGGAGCCGGAACCCGGCGGAGAUAGCGGAGCUGGUGGUGGACAACAGUCGCUCUGCGGACGGGGAGGUGGAAGGACUCUCAGACGACUUCAAGGAGCUGGAGUUCCUCAGCAUGGUCAACGUGGGUCUGAGCUCUUUGGCUAAACUGCCGUCGCUGCCCAAACUACGUAAGUUGGAGUUGAGCGACAACAACUUGUCUGGUUCUUUGGAAACUUUGUCAGAAAAAUGUCCAAACCUGAUCUACCUCAACCUGAGUGGGAACAAGAUCAAAGAGCUGAGCAACGUGGAGGCCCUGCAAAACCUGAAGAGUCUCCAGAGUCUGGACUUGUUUAACUGUGAGAUCACGUCUCUGGAGGAUUACAGGGAGAGCGUGUUCGAGCUGCUGCCUCAGGUCACCUACCUGGACGGCUUCGACCAGGAGGACAACGAGGCUCCGGACUCUGAGGCCGAGGACGAAGACGAGGACGGCGAGGAUGGGGCGGGGCAGACUGGUGACUAUGACGAUGAGGAUGAUGAAGAAGAGGAUGAGGACGGCUCAGAGGGAGGGGAGGUGGGGCUGAGCUUACAGGUGAACCGGGGGGAUCAGGAGGAUGAGGAAGACUUUGCAGAGGAAGAGGAGGAAGAAGAGGACCAGCCAGGCGUUCAGGGACAGAAGAGAAAGAGAGACGUGGACGAUGAAGGCGAGGAAGACGACGAUGAUGACGACGACGAAGACGACUAGUCCUUCAAUCAACUCGUCGUCUGUGUGUCGUCCUGUCCUGUUUCUGUCCGUCUCAGUCCACCUCCGGACCCGACCUCCGCCAGACAACAAUCACUGCAACCAUGGCAACAUCAGCAGCAACAGGAACGGUGAUCUGAAAUAGUCCCUUUCAGUUUGCAGUAGAAAAUCACGUCUUUGUUUUUAGAUAAUAUACGAAUAUUUUAUCAGAACUUUACCUGAUGGUUCUCAGCUGAAGACUCAACACAUUUCCCUUUAAAACCUGGUUCAGGGUGAAAGCCUCCGUCUGUCCCGUAAGUCCGUCUCCACGUCCUGACCCUGAACUCUGACCCUCGUCUCAUCGUCGGCUGGACGUCUGAAUCUGAAGUUCUGGUGUGAACCGGCUCCUUGUUAAAGAACAGGUGUGAAAACCAAAACACACUUUGUCUCAUGGGACGACUACUCUUCUUCUUCUCCUGUAAACAGGUUUAUUUUUACCAGUCGGGGGGGCACUGUCGCCCCCUGGUUUUUAGCUUUUGUAAUGAGCAGCUUUUCCAGUCCAGACUACAAGAUGUGUUCCAGCACCUGAUCCUAUCAGUCUGAAUCAUCAGGUUACCGUAGUUACCAAAUGGCAGUUUGUGAUGUUCACUUUAAAGUUGCAGAUGUUUUGUAAUAAAUCAGUUUCGUUCCGUGUUUUCACUGAGACGUAGACCCGCCCCCUCUGGUGGUCCAGAUGUUUUCACAGCAGCUGUCGGUUACAGAUGGCAUUAAAUUCUGAGAACUGCUCUCAUGGAUGUUGACAACGUGCGCACAAACACGUCGUUAAAAAGAAGUUCAUCUCCGGCCUGAAUCCUACAGUUUGUAAAGCAACACCUUGUUAAGAGCAGGUCAGUGGUGGAUUUAUUUGCUGUCACAGGCGUAGAAUCACCAUGACGACAUCCUGGGACAAAAACUUCUUUGACAAAAAGGUUUGAAAAUCUUGUAGUCUGAACUGGACUUGUUUUCUAAGUUUUGAACAUCUGAGCAGAUCCAAACAUUAGUUUCACCUCCAAGAAACCCGACUUCUCGUAUUGGGACCUUCUUCUUCACAGGUUUUUACAGAUUCAUCUUCAUCACAUCGUUCUUCUCUGAGCCUCAGACCAGCAUCUGAUCUUAUUCACCAAAAACUUGUUCCGGAUCAGAACUCUGUUCUUUCUGCAGCCAUAUCAGUCUCUGACCGGCGUGGAGCACGCCCUCUUCAGGAGCACCGUCACGUUUCAGUCCGAUAAACUCCCUGACGUGGACGAGUCACGUGACUCUGCCGUCUCACAGUCGACAUAUGCAGACCUGCCGUCGCUCAGGUCCACAGAGAUCGUAUGAUUAAUAUUCCCAGUGUGUGUUUGAUUUAUUGUGGGGGUUCUUCAGGGAAGAUUAGGGGGCGGGUGGGGUGAAGUUGUAGUUUGGGUGUGUUUGUUUUUGAAGUUAACAGCAGCCUGUUUUUUGUCCCCGUCAGCAGCUGUUGAUGUUUUUAGUUUGAAGUAGAACCGAGCGUCUCGUUCUCAAACAGCCCGUCCCCUUGCGAUAUUCAGACCGCUGCCGUCACACUUCAGGCUCCGCCUCCUAAACACAACUCCCCCUUUAAACCUCAGGUGCCCGUUUACCGGCAGCUUUUUGAGGCGAGCACUGAGUUGGUGACGUGUCUCUGAGUCGUUACGCGAUGUUGCCUUCACUGACACCUGCUCAGCUUGUGACUCUACGACUCGGUCCCCUGUCACAGUGGAUUAUGGGAUGUUAAGGACUAAAGACGGCUGACUUCAGAGUGCUUUAGCUGGUCUCGGGGGGCGGAGUUUGAACGUGACACACCUGUUGUGUAUUUUCUACUUUCUCCUGCUUCGGGCGACAGAAACAAACCUGCUCACAAACAAAAAACUGAUCAGACAAGAAAAUUUAGAACGAGACUCAAAAAUGAGUCCAGAGAAAACUUGUCUUUCUCACACGACGCCGAGUGCUGGCUGGUUUUUCUCAGGUGAGUCAGGUUUGUUCCCGAAGCUGCUCAGACUUUUAUCUAAACUGCUGUAAACUUUUAGCUUUUCUCUCAUUUUGCACUUUUGAAAAUGAUAUUGUUUUAAAGCAUCCACGUGUCUGGUCUCAGCUUCUGAUUCGUCGUCUGGUUCAAACAUUCUGCACUUUGAGUUUGGGCUCAGGAUAAAUUUUAAAUCAUAACUUUUAAACUGUUAAACAUCUUUUAAAAACAUUUGAGUGGAAAUAUGAAAAUUUCAACAUGAGGUGUAAAUUGAAGUUUAUGGUUUCUAUAAGCUUCAGAUCAGCCACUAAAUGAACUUAGUUUGAUUUCGUAUCUUUGCGUUUUUAAUUCAGUCAAAUCUUUUAAAUUUGAGUUCUAAAGUUCUAAAGAUUUAUUUUUGAAGAAAAACGAACACUCGAUCUGUGACAUAAAAGUAUGUAAGUCAUCUUCCACUGUUUCUUUCUCUCUUUAAAUUCUUCUAAACUUUCAUAGUCACUAAAUCAUGUUUAAUGUUACUUGAUUAUUUGAAAAAGUGAUCAGCUUCAAAAUCAAAUACAAAUGUUGAAUUUAGUUUGACUCAUUUGCUCCUUGGUGGGAACCAGGCCAGUGAGGGAUCAAGUCUGUGUUUUGCACCAGUGACUCCUUGUGGUCAGCCGUCAAAUCGCUCACCUUCAAUAAAAUCAUGAGACCAACGUGAACAUGAGGAUGUUUUACCGUGUUGUUUUUAAGAGUGUAGAUGUCGAGGGACACGUGUCAGACCUGCUGACGUCGGGUUUUAACUGGUUUUUAGGCAAUAUUGUAAAUACACUCAUCUCAGUUUCAGGUUGGUUUUUAUUUUGUUAAAGACUUAAAUCAUUUUAAGGAUGUUUUUGUUUCUGCAGCGAGGUGAUAGUUGAGCCUUUGACCUUUGACCCCAGCUCGCUCCUCUGUCAGCUGUUAGCGUCCUCCUUCGUCCCGUCUGUGGGAAAAACUGUGUUUAACUUUUUGUGUGAUGUAACAAAAACAGUACUGAGGGGUUUUCAAUAAAAUCUAUAAAAGAAA
This is a messenger RNA of Hippoglossus stenolepis (Pacific halibut), 3895 nucleotides long. RefSeq names its product acidic (leucine-rich) nuclear phosphoprotein 32 family, member E (gene anp32e). NCBI's taxonomy places the organism in Eukaryota, Metazoa, Chordata, Actinopteri, Pleuronectiformes, Pleuronectidae. The coding region runs from base 13 to 876 and encodes 287 amino acids. The transcript is spliced from 7 exons. Gene Ontology annotation, biological process: regulation of apoptotic process. Gene Ontology annotation, cellular component: nucleus. The record is from RefSeq and is a predicted model, not a curated record. Gene Ontology annotation, molecular function: histone binding; phosphatase inhibitor activity.